Messenger RNA from Vitrella brassicaformis, 999 nucleotides. NCBI's taxonomy places the organism in Eukaryota, Vitrellaceae. The record is from the annotation of a GenBank genome assembly.
GUUAAGACAUUAACUUAAGUGUGUGUCCAUGCGUGCUGUGAUGGCUUCAUUUGGACCAGACAUGACAAAUGCUCACUUGCACGUCUACCAAGACCACACACCACAGACCCCUACCACUUAAUGUCUUUGUCUGGGGUACGGGUACCAGUCAAGCGGGACAGCACGCGCCCCCUCAUAUAUGAUAUACUCCAAAAAGUUGGUGUACGCCACAAUCACCGAAUCAUAGCCCAUCGCCUUCAAUCUCUCGCCAUCCAAUGGCUCGUUCAAGGGCCCUCUGGCUCUCGCUCUUCCUCUCCCAUCCUCGUCGAAUAUACGGGCCCGACCCAGUCGAAGUCCCAGCUUCACCAUGAAGCCCCGAUUGUGGGCCUUGUGAUGGGUGUAGUCUUCACGAGAGGUUGUGUAGAAGCCCUUGCCUGCAAUGUAAGGCUGACACAAUGAUAUGUCCACGCCGCGAUGAUAGAUGUUCUUGGCAGACUUCUCAUCGGUCUGGUGGUAGGCGAUCAUUGCAAAUGGACACUUCUCGCAGAAGUGGUCUCCUUUGCCGCUCGGAUUGUUUGGACAUCUGUCGCUGCUCAGCUGCUUGUCGAGCUUUUCGCGCAGGUCAGCAAUUUUGCCCUCAAGGUGUGCCGUAGAGCCCUCCAGUUCCUUCUUGAGGCCCUUCAGAUGAGAAACCGAUGCAGAGGACGCUUGCUUUGCUGCCUUCAGGGCUUGAUUCUGUUGGCGGACAGCCUCCAGCUGCUGCUCGAGCUCGUUGUUGUGCUCUUCAAGGGCCUUGAGGUCCUGCACGAGCUGCCGUCUCUCCUCAGAUAGGCCCUUGAUAUCCUCGAUGUAUUCAUCCACAAAUCCACGAAGGACAGGCAGAGACUCGAGAAGCGACGUGGCUUCCUCCGUCAGGGCGGCGAUUUGCAAGUUGAGGGCAUCAUUCUCUGCUUGACAGACGUCUUUCUUUGCUUGCAGAUCCCCCAGUUCCUUCUCAUUCUGCUUGAGCUGCUGUUCGUU